This is a messenger RNA of Castor canadensis (American beaver), 3560 nucleotides long. RefSeq names its product zinc finger protein 786 (gene Znf786). Gene Ontology annotation, biological process: regulation of DNA-templated transcription. The record is from RefSeq and is a predicted model, not a curated record. NCBI's taxonomy places the organism in Eukaryota, Metazoa, Chordata, Mammalia, Rodentia, Castoridae.
CGGGAUGCUGCGGAGUCGCUUCGUGCGGUGUCACCAGGGGCAUCUCAGGAGGCCCAGGUUGAACGAGUGCACGUGGGCCAUGGCCAAGCCGGCUCCGUUACCUCUGACUUUUGAGGAUGUUGCCAUUUAUUUCUCAGAGCAAGAAUGGCAGAAUCUAGAGGCAUGGCAGAAGGAACUUUACAAGCACGUCAUGAGAACCAAUUAUGAGACACUUGUCUCUCUAGAUGAUGGACUUCCUAAACCAGAACUAAUAUCCUGGAUUGAACAUGGAAGAGAGCCCUUCAGGAGCUGGAGAGAAGCACAGAAACUAGGAAAAGUGACUCAUGCCUCUGCUGAUGUGUAUUUUGACCCAGUUAUUGAUCGACAGCUGUUGGAGAGAAGCCAGAAAGCUGUGGAAUCAGGAGAAACUAAAUGUUAUUUCCAGUUAUAUCCUCUUCAGAGCCAGUAUUCCUUUGGGCCCGAUAUAAGAGAAAGGGAAGACAUUUCCUUCAGGCCUGACCAAGGCAUCAGCCUCACAAACCCACGGAGACAUGACACACAGGCUUUAACUGCAGUGCUGCACAGCUCUAGUGAGUCUGACCAAGAAAAAGAAAUCUCAUGUGACAGAAUUCUGGGUCUCCCUGGCUUGCAUGAAGUCCCCUCCUGGCAGAGUACUCAACAUCCUUGCCCUGUCUGUGGAGAGAGCUUUUGGAAGAAGAAUGAUUUAGCAAAGCACCAAAAGAACCACUCAAAGGACCCACCGUGUAGGGCUCGGAAGGUCAACAAACAAGCUGAUACACAACAGCAGUGGACCAUUGUGGGGACACAGAGGCCCUUUCCAUGUUCUGAUUGUGGGAAGCGCUUCUGCCGGAAGCAGUAUUUGCUGAGACACCUGGCCAACCGUAUAAAGAAGAGCCCAUUCUGGAGCUGUAAAUGCAAAAUGUGCUUCCAUCAUGAGCAGACUCUUAGCUACCACCUCUUGCACAAGGGAGAGAAGCCUACACAGUUCCCCAAAUGUGACAAAAGCUUCUUCUCAAUGGGCAGUGCAAAGGCUCACCACUGCCACUAUGGCGUGGUGGGGCCAGCCUCCCAAAGAGAAGGCACCUGUGUAUGCUCAGGACAAAAGCCAGGCCUGGGCCUGAACUCUGAGGAGUGCUGCCACAAGGACAGCGUCUCCCAGGCACUGUGGAGCGGCCACAGCCACGGUGGGGAAAAGCCCUGCUCAUGCACAGAAGGUGGCAGCUGCUGCCAUUCAAGGUCCAAGCUGGCCAACCUCUGCCUGACGCACACAGGAGAAAAGCCCUUCCCGUUCAGCCACCUGCAGCAAGUCCAAGAGCGUGUCUACAGUGGGGAGAUACCAUUCUCCUGCAGGAAGUGUGGCCAGGCCUUUCCCAAACUGUGUAAACUCACAGAGCAUGUCCAAGUGCACGGCGGGGAGAAGCCGUUCUGGUGUGCCAAGUGUGGCAGGAACUUCCGCCUAAGGCGACAGUUGCUGAAGCACCAGCGACUGAUGCACACAGACAAGAAGCCUUUUCAGUGCUCGGAGUGCGAGUUGCGCUUCCGCCUGAAAAGCAUGUUGCGAGCCCACCAGCUCCAGCACCGCGGAGAGAGGCCAUUCUCCUGCAAGGAGUGUGGCCGGGGCUUCACCCACCAGUGGAAGCUCCGCGAUCACCUGCGAGUGCACAGUGGGGAGAGGCCCUUCCAGUGCUCUGAGUGCCACAAGAGCUUCCGUGUGAAGGGCAUCUUGAAGGCUCAUCAGCACACCCACAGCACGGAGAAGCCCUUCUCAUGCGGGGAGUGUGGCAAGGGCUUCACCACACGGUCCAAGCUCAAGGAGCACUUCCGCGUGCACAGUGGUGAGAGGCCCUUCCAGUGCCCCGAAUGCGAUCAGAGCUUCCGCCUGAAGAGGCAGCUGCUUAGCCACCAGGUCCUGCACACAGGGGAGAGGCCCUUCCCGUGCCCCGAGUGUAGCAAGAGCUAUCGCACGAAAGCGGACUUGAAAGCUCACCAGCUGCUGCACAGCGGGGAGAUGCCGUUUUCCUGUGAGUGCGGUAAGGGCUUCACCAAACAGUCUAAGCUGCUGGAACACAUCAGGACGCACACGGGAGAGAAACCUUUUCAGUGUCCAAAAUGUGACAAGAGUUUCCGCUUGAAAGCACAGCUGCUCAGCCACCAAGGCCUGCACACAGGGGAAAGACCUUUCCAAUGCCCAGAAUGUGAUAAAAACUUUCGGGAAAAGGGCCAGAUGCUCAGGCACCAGCGCAUCCACAAGCCAGACAGGCUCUUUGCCUGUGGGGACUGUGGGAAGGGCUUCAUUUAUAAGUCUAGACUGGCUCAGCACAUAAGAGUGCACACAAAGCCCUGUCCUGCUCCAAGUAAGCCUGACACCAAGAAACGGCUCAGCCAACUGUUGGCAAUGAUAGAAGCUGACUGGAGUUAAGGCAGGUGGCAUAACAAAUCGGCAGCCAACUGUUGCUCAGGAAACCUCAGCAACCGCAGCCAAACCCACCUCAAGGCAUUUUAGGAAAAAGGGUCCUACUUUGACCAAGAAUGUAAUGCAGAUCAGGAGUAUGGGAAAACAUAAAGCAUUUUCUCUUUUUUUUAAUUUUUUUCCUUACUGGGGUUUGAACUCAGGGCCUACACCUUGAGCCACUCCACCAGCCCUUUUUUUGUGAUAGGAUUUUUCCAGGUAGAGUCUCACAAACUCUGCCCAGUGUGACUUGGAACUUCGAUCUUUCUGAUCUCUGCCUCCUGAGUAGCUAUGAUUACAGGUGUGAGCCACUGGCACCUGACUGUAUUUUCUUAUUGCUUCUGAAACAUCACCAAUUAAUUAUAUUUUCUAUGCAUUGAUAAAAAGAGACACUUGAUCUGCCUACCAUCUUAGGUGGUAAUUUCUACCCAAAUGCAAAGUUAGCUCUUAAACCCCAGCCUGAGUUAAGACAGAUGGAAAUCCUUCCAGUACCAUUCUCAAGGCUGAAAGGACGGGAAUGGCUCAUAAAAGUCAAUUCUACUUUUCUUUUCUCUCUUCAGCGUAUGAUCCUAACUUAAGUGGGCUAAGUCCACUGAAUUUUGUUGCUGGUCUGAUGGUCUUGGAUUUGAUUUUGGUUCAUUUAUUUUGAAGCAAUAAGAUGAAUUCCCUGAAUCUUUGUUCCUGUGAAUGCUGAAGUUUCUUGGCAGGUUCCUUGGUGAUUAUGCAAGGAAAUACUAAUCUGAGUUGAGGAAACAAAUUGAAAUUGCUGAGAGGUAUGGAAGGGAUCACAGAUUGAGAGGUUGAGUUAGGGGAUAAGACAUGCUACUUGAAGCUGAAAAGAGUGAAGACAUUCCCAAGAGUGAAUAUUUGAGCAGAACUAAAGGCUGAGUUAUGACAAAAUAGCAAUGCUAAACAGCUUAAUAAGGACACAUACUAGGUAAUAACAGUUUAGAGUAGGGAGUUUCAAAGCAAAUGUUCACAGUAAUACAAGUAAGUCCAAGAAAAAGGUGAGGCCUGCCCAGUUUGUUACAUUUGCUCAUACGAAGGUUAUAUGAACACCAAGAGUGCAUACCCUAGGGACAAAGUCACAUUCCACACAAAGAACUCCAAU